AUGUCUGGUAUAUUAUUUGAAGAUAUGUUUAUUGUGGAUUCUACUGAUCCUGGUAGAUACAACAAAGUAUGCAGAAUAACAGGACAUUCUUCAACAUCCAAAGAUAUCACUAUUACAUUAGAUAUAAACAGUGAAUUAUUUCCAGUUCAAAAUAAUGAUUCAUUAACUAUUACAUUAGCUUCAUCAUUAGGUAAUGAAGCAUCAAUGAUAACUUCAAAUGGUUCAUGGAGACCUCCAAAAGCAGAUGAUAGAUCAUUAGCUGAUGAUUAUGAUUAUGUUAUGUAUGGUACUGUUUAUAAAUUUGAAGAAAGUAGUGAUACUGAUAAAAUGUCCGUUUAUAUUUCUUUUGGUGGUUUAUUGAUGCGUUUAGAAGGUGGUUAUCGUUCUUUAUCAAAUUUGAAACAAGAAAACGCUUAUAUUUUGAUUCGUCAUUACAAAGAUAAUUAG
Molecule: messenger RNA, 447 nt
Organism: Candida tropicalis MYA-3404
Lineage: Eukaryota; Fungi; Ascomycota; Pichiomycetes; Serinales; Debaryomycetaceae
Gene: RPB8
Product: DNA-directed RNA polymerase core subunit
Exons: 1
Coding region: 1-447 (148 amino acids)
Biological process (GO): DNA-templated transcription
Cellular component (GO): RNA polymerase II, core complex; RNA polymerase I complex; RNA polymerase III complex
Molecular function (GO): DNA-directed RNA polymerase activity
Source: RefSeq, a predicted model, not a curated record